CCCUUUUUCCCUUUUUCUUUUUAUCUUUCCUUCCCUAACACCCAACCUAAACAUUCCCUGGCACAGUUUGGGGCCACUUAAUAGAAUCCCAGGAUGUUAGUGGUCCCAGAGAUGCCAAGGCAGGAUGCACCAGGGAAGGCAGGACAGUGCAUCCAGUUCUUUCCUAGACGUAAGUACCAGGCAGGAUUUUUGACAAUGAGGAGCAUUGCCAAAAGCCUUUGGAAGCAGGGGAGAGCUGCGUGGCUGAGCAGCAGCUCUGCCUCCUCUGGGAAGCAGCAUCCUGGGAAGUUGGUCCUGGGAAUAGAGACAAGCUGUGAUGACACCGGGGCUGCUGUGGUGGAUGAUGCUGGCCGUGUGCUGGGAGAAGCACUGCACUGUCAGAGGGAAAUCCAUUUACAAGCAGGUGGAAUAAUUCCCCUGGUGGCACAGCAGCUUCACAGGGAAAACAUCGAGCAAGUCGUGAAAGAGGCACUGAGAGUCAGUGGGGUUUCUGUCCAUCAACUUGCAGCUGUUGCAACAACAGUGAAACCAGGACUUGCCCUGAGCCUCGAGGUGGGGCUGCAGUACAGCUCCAGCUUGGUGAGCAGGUACCAGAAGGCCUUCAUCCCCAUCCAUCACAUGGAGGCUCAUGCACUGACCAUCAGGCUGACACAGCCCGUGGACUUCCCCUUCCUGGUCCUUUUACUCUCUGGAGGCCACUGCAUCUUGGCAGUAGCUCGAGGAGUUUCAGAUUUCCUUCUGCUUGGACAGUCCAUAGAUAUAGCCCCAGGUGACAUGCUGGAUAAGGUAGCAAGACGCCUGUCUUUAAGAAAGCACCCAGAGUGCCAUGGCAUGGCUGGGGGGAAGGCAAUUGAGCACUUGGCUCAGACUGGGAACCAGAACCAGCACCCCUUCAGACUCCCCCUGCAGCACUACCGGAACUGUGACUUUUCUUUUUCUGGACUUCAGAGCCUUGUCAAUAAAGCUAUUGAACAAAAAGAAAAAGAAGAAGGUAUUCAAGAAGGUGAGAUCCUGUCCUGUGUGGAGGAUCUUGCUGCUGCUGUGCAGCACGCAGUGGCUCUUCAUAUUAUCCAGCGGACGUACCGAGCCAUCCUGUUCUGCAGAAAACAUGGCAUAUUGCCAUCAAAAAAUGCAGCUUUGGUUGUAUCAGGAGGAGUUGCAAGCAAUCAGUAUAUCAGAAAAGGUCUACAGACUUUGGCAGAUGUGAAUGAUUUUGCUUUCCUGUGUCCUCCUCCAAGACUGUGCACUGAUAACGGCGUUAUGAUUGCAUGGAAUGGCAUUGAAAGGUUACGUGCAGGACUUGGUGUCUUACAGAGUGCUGAAGGCAUCCGCUACGAACCGAAAUUUUUUUCCCUUUCUACUUCCAGGAAAAAGGGUUUUUUCACAUGAAAAAUGACAAGAAUACUCCUCUUCAAAAAUCACUUGCCUUAUAUAGCUCAGUGAUUAAAAUACUAAAUUUUACUUGCCUUAGAAUGUACAUUCUUAAAUAUUCUUAAAUAUUAUCCCAUGUGAGUCUCCAGUAUGUCUUGCCUUCAUCAGUGAGAUGUAAAAUGAGUUAGCAGCUAAAAUCAGAAUCUAAGCCCCCAAAGAUGGCUUAGAAAUAACAGCUGUGUUUGCCUGAGCUGGGAAUGGCUACAAAUGCAAACAUUUCCUUAGUGUAAUGUUUCUAGGUACAGCUUCAGAUGGACCAUUUUGAUGGUCAUGCAGACAGACUUACAGUACAGGGAAUCUGCAAGCAAUACUGUGAGUCCCA
Messenger RNA from Calypte anna (Anna's hummingbird), 1753 nucleotides. It is a transcript of the gene OSGEPL1, whose product is annotated as O-sialoglycoprotein endopeptidase like 1. The coding region runs from base 94 to 1389 and encodes 431 amino acids. The transcript is spliced from 8 exons. Lineage: Eukaryota; Metazoa; Chordata; Aves; Apodiformes; Trochilidae. Gene Ontology annotation, cellular component: mitochondrion. Gene Ontology annotation, biological process: tRNA threonylcarbamoyladenosine modification. The record is from RefSeq and is a predicted model, not a curated record.